CGCUAUUAUCGUCGGCCGUCGCGGCUUCCUCCGUUUCUCUUCCACGACCACCGCCAUGUCCGCACCACCACGCCUGGGCAACCUCCCAGGCAUGUACUGGGACGCCGAGCGCGCCCGGUACUUCCCCUUACCCAAAGGCGCGAAGGCCAAGGACGUGCCGGCCCACAAGGACAAGGACGGGGCAAAGCCCAAGUGCGUGCCGGCGAAAUGCGGGCGCUCGGGGCAGCCUGCUGUUCUGGGUACGCGCCGGCUUGCGCGGAGCUUGGGGCUGCGCGAUGACGGGAUGCGGCUCCGCACACAGCACCGGCUUGCCUCGGCGACGCUGUUCGGUGUCGCGGAGCUGUGCGAGUGCCCCGGCGAGAGUAUCACCAGCCUUCAGUCGUUUGGUACCGGCGGCAUGUGCGUCACCACCGACCAUGGCAAGGUCAUUGUCGCCAAGCCGGAUAAGCGCACUGCACACUCGCGCUCCGUUUGCUCGCAGAGAUUACUUGGGAUCCACUUCAAUGUCGCGCGGUCGACGUGGCUCGCCGUCUCCAACGGCAACGAGCCCCACGUCCACGGCUGGCGGCAGGACCCGCUCCUGCCCAUCGGCUCCAUUCCCGACCAGUGCAUCAUCGACUUUCCCCAGCGCGACAUCUACGCCAUGAGCUCGUUUGACGAUCAGACGACCCUCGCCUCGGUCCGCUCCCUCAGCACGGUUCACUAUGGCGAGACGCUGACCCUCUCGCGGCGACACACCACCUCGGACCCGCUCAGCCUACACCAGUUUGACCCAAACACCAUUUACGCUGGCCUCCGCUCGUCGCAGGUCACGCUCGAGGACCUCCGCUCGCCGCCCAGGCACCACAGCACAAGCAUUGCGUUCAUGCCUGGUGGCAAGGCCGUCAUUGGCGUCAAGAAGCUCAAAGACUCGGCUGUACCGUGGGGCAUGCUGGCGAGUGCCAUGGGCAAUCAGCUGUACAUCUACGACACGCGCUUUGCAGCCCAGCCCCUGCGCACGCUCCCGGGCCACGUCAACACGUACCACUUUAACCUCGCGCUGUCGACGGCGCCAGACGAUACCGUUGUGUUUGCCGGCGGGGGCGACCACCGCCUGCGCGCCUGGUCGACGCUGACAGGCGAGCCGCUCAAACCCGUUCUGCCCAGACACAGGAGAAACGCCCUCACGAUCGAGUAUCGCCAUCUUGUCGAGCACGUCGACAUUGCUGCCGAUCUGACUCUGCGCGUGGCCUCUGGACCCGACAUUUUACGGUUCGCCCCACAUCGCCCGGCCGUGACGAGGUGAGCGGGCGGGCGUGGGGGGCGAGGGUUCAACCUCGGCCCGUCGUCCCAUUUGCCGAUCCCCACCUCUCUCUCCUGUCUCUCUCCCCUAGACCCUGUUCCUUGGAACAGUGCAUUGUCCCUGCGUCGUCAGCACUAGAGUUUUGUAUAGCGCCUUGUAUAGAUAGAUAGUAACGCGUGUGCAUGUUGUAUUGGGC
Molecule: messenger RNA, 1478 nt
Organism: Vanrija pseudolonga
Lineage: Eukaryota; Fungi; Basidiomycota; Tremellomycetes; Trichosporonales; Trichosporonaceae
Exons: 7
Coding region: 56-1285 (409 amino acids)
Cellular component (GO): Cul4-RING E3 ubiquitin ligase complex
Molecular function (GO): protein binding
Source: RefSeq, a predicted model, not a curated record